Molecule: messenger RNA, 4125 nt
Organism: Candoia aspera
Lineage: Eukaryota; Metazoa; Chordata; Lepidosauria; Squamata; Candoiidae
Gene: TGFB3
Product: transforming growth factor beta 3
Exons: 7
Coding region: 40-1272 (410 amino acids)
Biological process (GO): transforming growth factor beta receptor signaling pathway; regulation of cell population proliferation
Cellular component (GO): extracellular region
Molecular function (GO): growth factor activity; cytokine activity; transforming growth factor beta receptor binding
Source: RefSeq, a predicted model, not a curated record
ACCCCGCUGCUCUUUCCCCACCCAGCACCACGCCUGAAGAUGCACUUGCGCAGGACUUUGCUGCUCCUCUCCCUCCUGAGCUUGGCCACCGUCAGCCUGUCGCUCUCCUCCUGCACGACGCUGGACCUGGAGCACAUCAAGAAGAAGAGGGUAGAGGCCAUCCGGGGCCAAAUCUUGAGCAAGUUGCGCCUGACCAGCCCUCCAGAGAGUGUGGGGCGAAGCCACGUGCCCUAUCAAGUCCUGGCUCUAUAUAACAGCACCCGGGAGCUCCUGGAGGAGAUGGAAGAGGAGAAGGAGGACAGCUGCUCCCAGGACAACUCCGAGUCCGAGUACUACGCCAAGGAAAUCCACAAGUUUGACAUGAUCCAGGGCUUUCCGGAGCACAAUGAGCUGCCACUGUGCCCCAAAGGAGUAACUUCCAACAUGUUCCGCUUCAAUGUGUCUUCAGCAGAGACAAACAGCACCAACCUCUUCCGGGCAGAGUUUCGGGUCCUGCGCUUGCCGAAUCUUAGCUCCAAGCGUUCUGAGCAGCGAAUUGAACUCUUUCAAAUCCUGAAACCUGAUGAGCAUAUCGCAAAGCAGCGGUACCUCAGUGGCCGGAAUGUACUGACACGGGGCUCCCCUGAAUGGCUGUCCUUUGAUGUCACAGAGACUGUCCGUGAAUGGCUUUUGCAUAGAGAAUCUAAUCUGGGACUGGAAAUUAGUGUCCAUUGCCCAUGCAACACCUUUCAGUCCAAUGGUGACAUUCUGGAGAAUCUGCAUGAAGUGCUGGAAAUCAAAUUCAAAGGCAUAGACAUUGAAGAUAGUCAUGGCCGUGGGGACUUGGGGAGCCUGAAAAAGCAAAAAGAUCUGCAAAACCCCCACUUGAUCCUGAUGAUGCUGCCUCCACAUCGUCUUGGGAGUUCAACUGUGAGAAGCCAGAGAAAGAAACGAGCACUGGACACCAAUUACUGCUUUCGGAAUCUGGAGGAGAACUGCUGUGUACGUCGUCUCUACAUCGAUUUUCGUCAAGAUCUGGGCUGGAAAUGGGUGCAUGAGCCCAAGGGGUACUUUGCUAACUUUUGCUCUGGGCCAUGCCCUUACCUUCGCAGUGCAGAUACCACACACAGCACGGUUCUUGGUUUAUACAAUACCCUGAAUCCUGAAGCAUCUGCUUCCCCCUGUUGUGUUCCCCAGGAUCUGGAUCCCCUGACCAUCUUGUAUUAUGUUGGAAGGACCCCCAAAGUGGAACAGCUGUCUAACAUGGUUGUGAAAUCUUGCAAAUGCAGUUGAAAAGGACCUUGUGCAAUCUACAGCUGAGAAACUACAACCACCACACUGGUCCCAGAGUAAAAGUCAAACCAAAACCCAUUACUGCCUUCCUGGCUAUAUCACCUUGUUCUCUGUGAGGGAUUUUCUCCACGUAUGGAUAUUUCAGGAGGUGGACACACAUGCAAGCUAGAUUUUUAGUGGACAAAGGCCACCAAAUAAGGAAUUCUGCCAAGGAGGAAAUUGUGAGCAGAGCAGGAACAUUCAGAGCGUAGAGGAAAAUCAGACUUCUUUGCCCAUCACUAAUUGUUUCUUCGAGCUCAACCUUUCUUGCAGAAGGAGGAUGGUUUCCUUUUAACGGAGUGUAUUUUAUUAGCAACCAUACCACAAUGGAAGUAAUUAUUCUGCAGACAGUGAGCAAAUAGCUCAGUAAGAGGACCUUUCUCACAAAUACAAAUUCUUCUACAUCUUCUCUUUCCUCCUGGAACACCUGCUGGAGGGCUUCUGGCACAGAGGUUGGCUUUGUUCCUGUACCCUAACUCUGUUCUUUCAUAAUCUUUAAAGAAUCUUGAGGCUGUUGAGGUAGUUGAGAUCUUCUAAAGAAAUCUGCCCAUCUUGCACAAGGAUCUAGCCUAGGCCACACCUGCCAAAACUCUAUACAAAAUGUUAAUCUCAAUAUUGUAAAAAAAAAAAUUUUUUUUGGAUAUUAGAAUUUUAUGUUCAAGGAAGUUGUUUCCCCAUGGAAAGGGAGAUACCUCUACAGCUGUGGAAGAACCACAGAGGUCAAUCUAUAGCACUGAGAAGCACUUAUUGCAGCAAGAAGCCACCCUUUUUUAAAACCAUGUUUUUCAGUGACUAAGAGUAAUGGAGGGAAUGGUGAAGCUGCAGUGACCUUGCACAAGGCAAUGGGACCAGAUGGCUCACUCAGUUGUUAUCUCCCCACCCUUAAUUUGGUGGUGUUGGGUUAACUGUUUUUUUUUUCCUAAUUUGUUUUAAAGAUGUGUUAAACCUAUGUGACUGAACUUGAUGUACUUGUAUUAUUUUGAACUAGCCCCUCUUAAAAAAAAAUGGAAAAAUCACUCCAUUGCUACUUGACCUUUAUGAUCCCAAGGGACUAACUUGUGGCUUGCCUGUGCCUGGUUUAUAAAUAGUUUUUCCAUGUAGAUUGACCAAUCUAGAUAAUCUUGAGAGACAUUCAGCAGGAAGGAGGACUGGUUUCAGUACUUAUGAAUAGAUGUUAAUGUAAGUAUGACAGUGAAAGGGGCAGCUCUCUGUUCUGUGGCAGGGAUGAAUGUUUCCUAAGGUCCUAACAAAUGGAGAUCCCACCCUUUUAGAAUAAUAGUUGUUUCAGUUGCUUUAUCAAUGGCCUUUAGUUAUUGGAUUCAGCCAUAUCCAAAAGGCACCAACUUUGUCAACCUGACUGCUGACACUCUCUCCCUGUUGCUUAUGUGUUAGUUUCACAUAUUUAGACAUUGGGUGGAUAAUUUUAAAAUCAUUAAUUACAAGGAUAGUGGACAAUCUGGAUGAGGAAACAGGUAUGGGGAAGUAAGGGACUUCAUCUCUUUGCCCCAUUGCUGUGGCCCUGUUCCAACUCUUUUCAUAGAGCUUGGAAGGAGUCACCUCAUGCAGGUCCGAACAAUAACAAGGGAGUUUCAGCCCCCACUCCUCCCGUCUUUGGGUUCUAAUCAUAUUGGAACUCUGCAUCUUUACUUUAAAGGGGUUUUAUUUAGAUUGCUAAUGAAAGAAUACUGUUGGAAGACCUGAAGGGCCAAGUUAGAGACAAAUGGCCAUGGAGAAAAUCUAUCUAUGUGGAACGCUAAAAGUCGACACCGACUUGAUGGCACACAAUCCAUCAAUCCAUCAAAGAGUAACAGAUAUUCCUCAAGGUGAGGAGGAACGCAGUUUGCUUGUCAGCCACAUGGAGAUCCUUAUGCAGGGAAUCAGGAAACCCCCGUUUCAACACUUUUCUUUUGCUGCAACCCAGACAAGUGGGCUCUUGGAGUUUGCCAGUUCAGAAUGUGAUAUUGAAUUGCAUAUUGCUCUCCUUUAUUUCCAUUAAACCCUAGCUAGGCCUCUCUCUAGCAGAGUGUUUCUCAACCUUAGCAACUUUAAGAUGUGUGGACUUCAAUUCCCAGAAAUCCCCAGGCAGCCACCCUGGCUGGGGAUUUCUGGGAGUUGAAGUCCACACAUCUUAAAAGUUGCUAAGGUUGAGAAACACUCCUCUAGCAUAACCUUAUUACUGUUCACUUUCUGUCCUGCUGUUCUAAUUGCUAGUAAGAUUUUUUAUGAAACAUGAAAAACUCCAGAUCAGCAGCUGGGGUGGUGUCAAUCUAUCAUACUUACCUUUUUGGCUGAGAGCCCAUGGCAGGGAAACUCAGAUUCAGAUACGAGGGUACUUCCCACUCAUUGCUUAGCUUUUAGCCUUUUUUCUCUUAAGAUCUCCUUGAUAUAUAACAAUCAAGUUAGAAGUGGAGCAAGUAACUGUCCCAAGGACAUACUUUACUAUGUUUUAACUUUUGUGGACAAGAGACAUCUCUUGAGUUCUGCAAUGAUCUAUAUAAUUUUGAAGUGAAAUAUUUAUAAAUAAAUCACAGCACAUAAAUGUAAUCAUUUGGAAUCUUUUUCUGCUCUAUGGUUGCUUCUGAUGCUCCUUAAAAAUGAAUGCAGUUAGAUGCAUUUUUUCCUCAGCAAGAUAGAUUAUUCUUUUGAAAAUUGAUCUAGAUUUUGAUUUCCAAAUGCCAUUACUGCAUUUUCACUGCCUAGAAUUAUUUACAUUUCCCUUUUUAAAUGUUAGUCUCCUAUGUAACACACAUGCUAAUACCAAUUCUGCAGUCUUCAACAAGAGUUUUAGACUUAAUCAUAGAACCACCCUUUACA